This is a messenger RNA of Tetrahymena thermophila SB210, 1368 nucleotides long. RefSeq lists its product as hypothetical. The record is from RefSeq and is a predicted model, not a curated record. The transcript is spliced from 12 exons. NCBI's taxonomy places the organism in Eukaryota, Ciliophora, Oligohymenophorea, Hymenostomatida, Tetrahymenidae.
AGAAAAUUAAAUAUAAGAAAUUUAAACAAUAAAAAAUAAAUUAAAAAAAAAAUGAAUUAAACAAAGAAAUAAAUGUAGCUUGUAGUAAAAGAAAAAUAAAACAGUUUACUUUAAAAAGACUAAUGGUUAUAAGAAGAGUAAAUUGAAAUAAUAAUUAAUAGAUUAACAACUAGUUAAAUUUAUAGAGACAUAGAAUUUUUUGAAAUUAAGAAAAAUUUCAUAAGCUUUAGUGUAUUUAAUGAACAGUUUCAAAAAUAGAACUUGGUAGUUUUUGAGAAGGGAAGUAAAUAAGUUGAUAAUACAAACAUACCACAUUGCUACUUUUAGGAAGAGAUCACAAUUGAUAUUUCAAUCAAAGAGUUUGAUAAAGAUUAAUAUUAAAAAACACAAAAAGUAUAUAGCCUUAAAGAUCUCGAGAAGAUUUAGGAUAAUUAGGACUUCUAAUUUGUUAAAAUUAUCAAAUAAUAAGUAGAAUUAGAUAAAUUAAAAAACGACCACCUACCACUCUGCACUAAUUUAAUUAAGUUUAGUUUAAGUAUAACAUUUUAAUAGAUUAAAGAAGAAGAUGAAUAAAAUUUUCUUUUACAUAUUGCUGAGAGUCUUAAAAAUUGUUAUCAUCUUAAAUAUAUUGAUUUAUAGUUGUUAUAAGGUUUUAAUAAAUAUCAAAUUGAAUAGUUUGUAAAUAUUACAACUUAAUUUGAAAACAUUACAAAAUAUGUUUUGUCUCUAAGUUAGAAUUAAUUAGACUUAAAUAGUCUUGAAAAUAUUGGAAAUAGUUUUAGGAAUUUCAAAAAGCUAAAUAAUUUCUAAACACAUAUUUGGUCUGAUCAUUUAAAUCACGAAGGAGUAAGCAGAUUUUACAGUUAAAUUUCUAAUAUCAAGUCAAUGAAGAAGCUCACGAUUGAUUUACAGGAAAAUAACAUUUAAAGUUAAGGAGCUAUUAAUUUAGGUAAAUGCUUAGAAAAUUUGUAAGGUUUGACAAAACUCAAAAUAGAUUUAUGGGAUAACUAAAUAGAAUAAGAUGGGAUAAUUUAUUUGGUUAAUUAGAUUUGUAAAAUUUCAUCUUUAAGGCAUUUGACGUUUUUAAUUUGGAAUAAUAUUAUCACCUAUGAAGAAAUAGCUAAAGCCUUGGAAAAUUUGUCUUGCUCUUCAAGUAUUUAUCGCUUAGACCUAGUGAUUUAAUAGGAUUCGUUGCAACCAUCCAAUAUCAGUUAGAUUGUUAGAACUUUAAGAAAUUUUAGCAAAAUAUAUUGGUUUUAAAUAGAUUUAUUUUCAUAUUAAUUAAAUGACGAAAUCAAACUUUUACAGGCCAUUAAAAAGAAUAAAAGGCUAGUAUACUUUAAGCAACUUGACGGACUUAAAUAUUGA